Betta splendens (Siamese fighting fish) is the source of this 4421-nucleotide messenger RNA. It is a transcript of the gene mtmr11, whose product is annotated as myotubularin related protein 11. The coding region runs from base 438 to 2912 and encodes 824 amino acids. Lineage: Eukaryota; Metazoa; Chordata; Actinopteri; Anabantiformes; Osphronemidae. The transcript is spliced from 17 exons. The record is from RefSeq and is a predicted model, not a curated record.
ACUGUCCAGCUGCUCUGGCCCUUUAAGGAGCGCCACCGCUGCCUUGUUUUUUCCGUCUAACAGAACGUAAUGGAUGGCGAAGGAGCCGUGAACGCAUCCCUCCGUUAGCUAGCUGUGACUGACUGACGCCGCUCAGUGCGAGUCCAGCUGCCGGUCAGUUCGCUGGCUGCGCCCUUGUUUCUUUUAGUGAGUGCAGUCGGGACACGGAUGUCGUCAGAGCCCACAGCGAUGAAAAGGGUGAAAACCAGCCCCGUCGUAGCAGCCGGUGAUACGGGCUAAACAUCGGUACUCACCGGACGAGCUCCUUUUAACGGGUUGCUUCUCGGCGGUAAAUGGAAGGAGGCGGACGCGGAGCCAGACGCCGUUAACUCUACACAGCCAUUUGUUUGAUAUUCGAUUUUUUCCCCUUUGAGUCGAAGUCGGUGUUGGUGUUGACAAUGUUGACAGGAUCUAAAACCACGUUCAAAGUGAGACAAAUGCUGCCAGACAUCAAGGAGAGGAUGCUGAGUCAGAGCAGCAUGAACGCACGGAGCCGAGACGUGUACGGACUGCGCUGUCUACCAGGCGAGUGUGUCCUCCAGAGAGCGGUUAUGGUGAGGAAGAAGUUAACAGCCAGGGAAGGAAGAGGUUGGCUGUCUGGGACUCUCUUCUGUACUCACUUCAGGGUGGCCUUCGUGCCUCAGGACGGUCCCAAACCUGACGACAAUGCUGAUCCCAUGCUUUUAGCAGAUCAUGAUGUGGCUUUGGCAUCCAUCGAGAAAGUUGUGGUUGUGGGCCCCAACAGGACCAAGCUGGUGACUCCAAACUCCUCCCUGAAGUUUACUCCAGAGGAGCUGGUGCUGUACUGUAGGGACAUGCGAGUCAUCUGCUUUUUGUUUGACCGCCUCACUCCUGACGCACAGGUCAUAGAGAUGACCUACACCAUCGCCAAGACCUACCAGCCUCUUAAACCGGGAUCAGUUUUAUCUUUCCAGAAUGCUGCCCUCGGUAGUGUUGAAAUGAAGCAGUUUCUAAGCAACCGUCGCCGAGACACCCACAUGAAUUGGUUUGAGUCCUCCUCAGACUGGGAGCAGGAGCUGGAGAGGUGUGGAGCCAGUGGCUGGAGAGUCAGCACAGUCAAUGACCGCUUUGAGAUGUCCACCAGUCUGCCCAGGUUCCUCGUGGUUCCACAGAAGGUGUUGGACACUGAGCUCAAGAAAAGCUUUGCCCACUUCAACGAAGGUCGCAUCCCUCGCUGGUGCUGGCGACAUCCUCGAGGCAGUGACCUACUGCGAAUGGCCAGCUUCCAAAACAACAUCUAUCAUGAGAAGGACGACAUACGGAACCUGGAGAUGAUCCUGUUCGGGUGCCAGUCUUCUCUGUGUGUGGUGGUGGAGCUGGGCGAGGAGCUGCCCUCACCUGCCGACAUCCAGCUGGCACACAGUCGCCUGCGCGCCCUCUGUCUGGGAGAUAUCUCCACGUCGGUGUCAGUUCCUGAUGACAAAUGGUUGUCUACGCUGGAAAGCACCCACUGGAUAGACUACACCAGGUCCUGUCUGAGGAAAGCUUCCGAGGUAGCCUGCUUGCUUCGUGGGGGUCACUUGACUGUGGCGCUGCAAGAGGUUGAGGACCGGGACAUGAGCUGCAUGGUGUCCAGCCUGGUGCAGGUGAUGUGUGACCCUUACUUCCGGACCCAGCACGGUUUCCAGAGCCUGGUGCAGAAGGAGUGGGUGAUCGCCGGCCACCGCUUCUACAGCCGAAUCAACUGCCACCGCGACAACGACAAGGAGGAGGCACCAGUCUUCUUGCUCUUCUUGGACUGUGUUUGGCAACUUUGGUCGCAGUAUCCUUCUCGCUUUCAAAUGACAGACGACUUCCUGCUGGCCCUGCAUGACAGCAUCCACCUGCCUCUCUUCUCUACCUUCCUGGCCAACUGCCAGCGAGAGAGAUGCAAGCGCUCCCAGAACCACGGGCAGUGCUACACCCCUGUCAAUGGCUGGAUAGACAUGCUUCAUCCAGAUUCAUCCUCAGAUGCCUCUGACCCGCCUCUGCCGCCCGUGUGGGACUGGGCUUUGCAGUAUAGCAAACAAAGACAAGAUCGUUUCACCCAACCGGUCCCCCCGACUCCACCGCUCCAACCGCUGCUCAAUGGAAACCUCAACACCAACCCUGACGCCAUCAGGCUGACUGACACCAUACCCGGCUCGGUCUUCCUCCUCUCUCGAGGAACCUUCUCCUGUCCAUCAAACCUGCUUCCCUGGCGGAGCAGUAGUUCAGGCAUUUACAAGAAGACCCACCGGAGGGCGCCCUCCUCUGAGAAUGUGCCUGGCCUGGACAGGCUGCUGAAGUUAUGGGCCCUCACUGAGUUUCCACAAAGCCUUCCUUCCAGCUGUGGACCUCAGGGACCACUUGACCCCUACGAGCCAUUGCUGCCUCUGCUUAUGGGGCCGUGCAUGGGUCUGUGGAGGGAGUGCUACCUCCGGGGGGCGCUGCAUGCCCAGGCGUUCUCCCACCCCAUCUCUGCCAAUCACCCCCACCCAGUUGAGCGACUGGCUCAGGAGGUGCAGCAACUUAAAGACAAGCUGUCCCAGAUGUCCACCAGCACCGAUCCAAACCUGUCCACCAAGAAGUCUGAGCCUCGACGAAUAGACACCAACUUAAACCAAAACACCAACAACGGCACCUUCCUCUUCCCGGCGCCAAGGACUCAGGGCAUGGGCGUGCCGAGAGCCGCGCCCCCUCCUACCUCCAGGGGCCCUCCACCCGCUACCGCCCCGCCAUCCAGGCCCAGACACAAGGACAGUGGAGGCAGCAGCAAGCACACGUUCCUCUUUGGUCACUCCUCAGUAGCAGACAGCCGCUCGGAGCAGCGCUACUACCCCACACCCAGUAACAGCAAGCUGCCUAAGGGCACCAGCUCCUUAACGUCCUGAGAGCUGAUAUACUACACCCGCUAACCUGCACAAUAUGAAAUGUCCACCUGGUCGCAGCAUGUACGAGGACACACAGGCAAGUGUUUCCUGUCAAACCAUAAGUAAGUGGCUAUAAGUUGAUAAGAAGCUUUGGAUGAAUGAGUGAAGAAUAAUCCGUGCUUCUAUUCACCUGUACUGUAUUUAAAAUGUUACUAAUAGUUUUGGAUAUUCAUAAAAUAUAUAUUGGGAUUUAGUAAAACACUAAAGAAAUUAUCUAUUUGCAGUGAAGCAAAUAAUAAAAAGCAUAAGGGCUAAAGAUGCAGACCAACGGAGACUCAUCAGCAUCUUGUAGUAGUUUGAAUGCAGUAGAAGCUCUCUCCACUAUUUUGCCCUUUAACAAAGAAGCUUCUUCUCCUAAAGCCUUCGGCGGCUGCGCAGGACAGAGGUGGCAGCUCUUCUCAUUAUGUCACGCUCAUGUUCAAAGGGACACGUUCAGUUUCCAGUUUUCUCUGAUCCUCUCUGAACAUUGUUCAUUUUUGGACUCCAGGCGCUGCGACCAGCGGCUUUAAUGUGGAAUUUAGGCCGUGGGAGCUAUUUUAGGUUGCUCUCAUAUCUUUCCACUUGCAUGCUUGGCAGCAGGGAGAGUCCCAUAUUCAGUUCAGUCUUAUGUCGGCCUGUGCUCGGCUGCAGCCACUGAGCUGUAUUUCAGCAUAUACUGUGUUUUAGUUUCUACAUUACUACGAUCAAUUUAGGGCUUUAGUGAAAGAGGUGUUUGUCAUCUCAUCGGUAGAGACGUGUGAUGUCUGAACAAAACAAAGUAUUAUUUUGCAAAUGUCUCCAUCCCUCUGGGACGAAGUAAACCAAGCGUCCGUCUUUUUUGCUCGUCGUACCUUGAAUUAGUGCCAGUGUUGAAAGCGAAGGGAAGCAAAUUUCCUCCUGUGUUUACUUUUAAUUUGAUCUCUUUUGUGUCUGCUGCUGCAUUAGUAUGCAGCCAGCAUUUAGGUCAAGGACUUGGAAGUGUCUGACUGUAUUUAAAGCCCAGAGGGAAGCAUCUGGUCCUGCUCCUUUAAAUCCCAACAGGUUGACGUUUGCAUGAUGUGGGUGUCAAGUAGAUGCACUGGCGUCAUUCCCACGGACGAAAGAGGCUGUAUUUGGAAAAAAGCGACGCUGACUUAGUCUUCUGUUAAAAGGUACCUCAUUUGAUAUUAGUGGUGGUAUCAAUUAUUAAAUUGCUGUAAAUAUUCAUCACAUCAAUAUCGAAGCACUGUUAUCAGAUACAGUUUCAGAGUGUUAUGCCAAUACAUUUCAUUGUCUUCCAUGAAACAUGGAAAAUUUAAUUUGACCUCCUGUCGCACCUGUUGAUUUGUAUCACUGAUUAAGUCAAUGUUUUUGGUACAAGCUUCACUCAUAUUUGCCUGAUGUACAUAUUUUUUGUAUCGGUAUCGGCAUGUUUUGAUCCCUAAGUUGUAUCAGUUUAUAACUUCUCGUGUACAUAAUCUGAAGCAAAAAUAAAAUCCGGUCUCAAACACA